AUGCCAACCGCCACAGUCCUCAUGGCGCGCCGGCUGCUGCCACUGCUUCCACUUUUGACGCUGGCGAAGGAUUGUGAGGGCACGGAGCAGUGCUCCCGCAACGCGGGGAACAACCUGCUGCAGUUCGUGUCUCGUGUCAAGCAGCAAGAGAACUCCUCGCAGCUGUCCUGCAGCCCGUUCACGACUUGGCCGGAAGUGGACCAGAAAGAUGGAGAGCUCAUCGUGUGCUUCAUGGCUGCAGAUUCAGCCCGACCAGAGAGCCUCAUCCACGUCAUAAGGCCCACCCUGCCGAGCCCUCGUGAAGACUGCCACGUUCAAUCGUUGCGACCAGUAUUGUGUGCCAGCUUCGGGCACCGCUGCGUGGCGGCGGCCGAGGAGGAGAACGAGAACUGCGCCGUCAAGACGUCCCCGGCGGAGGAGAUCACCGGCACUUCGGACAUGUUGUGCACCUGUGAGAAGGCCGUUCCUGUGGACUGCUUUCAGUCUUUAGAGGGUGUCCCCGUGGAUGAGGGUGGCUCCGUGGGGAUGGUGAAGACGGGUUCGCAAAGCACCUGCGAAGAGGAAUUCUUGGAAGAGUGGCUCGGCCAACCAUCGGCGAGCACGGGAGCGACCGGUGAGACCGGUUUCGUCCGCGAAGGCAAAGACAUCAUCAAGAACAUCAAGAACACCCUGAGGCCGGACACCAUCGGGCUCCAAGAGUGCGACGAGCCCAGCCAGAUUGCGUCCGGCACCGUGGCACCGGGCGGUGAGGAAGCCUCAGAGUUCAAGGGCGCGCAGGGCAUUAUGAAGCGCAAUGGUCGCUUCAGGGCUUCCAGCAGUGGCAGCCGGGACUUGGAAGCCGCGGGCAAGUGGGGCACGAGGUAUGUGACCUGGGCCACUUGGGCGGAUGAUGCUUCUGGGAAGUCCUUCUGGCACUUCAAUACGCAUUGGUGCGUGCACAGCGGGCGUGGAAGAACCUGCAACGAGGAGGUUAGAUAUCGCGGUGCCAUCAAUAUGGUUGACGCGAUCCGCAGCAUCGCGGGCGACGCGCCCGUGGUGGUCACGGGGGACUUCAACGCGCGGAUCGACGAGAAGGGACCAAAGCACUUCUUACAAUCUGGAUUCCAACUGGCAGUCAACGAUUGGGUAGAUUGCAUCUUCUACUCUCACCACUGGAGCCUUUUGUCUUCUGGCACUGGUUCCAAAUCUGGGAGCGAUCACAACCCGGUCUAUGCGGAGCUGCUGUUGAAGUGA
This is a messenger RNA of Durusdinium trenchii, 1233 nucleotides long. Lineage: Eukaryota; Dinophyceae; Suessiales; Symbiodiniaceae. The record is from the annotation of a GenBank genome assembly.